ACUACCGUUGAAAUUCCAGUGCUAACCAACUUUAGCCAGCUUGCUAACAUGUAAGAACCACAUAUACAGACAGCGCUGCUCUGGACUUAAAUUAUAUUGUAUGUCCAAUAGAGGAAUAUUGGAAAUGAAUGUUUGAUACUGCGCAAGCCUCCGUUCCUGCCACCAUGUCCAGUUAGCCUGAACAUUCGGUGGAUAAACGAACCUGGCAACCAAGCCAGCCCGUUUCCAGACUGGGGUCUGCGUUUGAGGGAUUUGAACAGGUUUUCGUCACCCCAGAGAGAGGACAACAGCAUCAGCAGGGUGCUGUGGACUACCAUGAGUCCCGCAGGCUGUCCCCAUGUCAACGGCUUCAAAGUGGACAACUGGAAGCAGAACCUGAGGGUCAUUUAUCAGUGUUUCGUUUGGAGCGGUUCAGCCGAGACCAGAAAACGCAAGGCCAAGUCGUGUAUCUGCCACAUGUGCGGCGCCCACCUCAACAGACUCCACUCCUGCCUCUACUGCGUCUUCUUCGCCUGCUUUGCCAAAAAACACAUCCACGAACACGCCAAGAGUAAAAGGCAUAACCUAGCUAUUGACCUGCUGUAUGGAGGGAUUUACUGUUUUAUGUGCCAAGACUACAUUUAUGACAAAGACAUGGAACAGAUUGCCAAAGAGGAACAGAGGAAAGCCUGGAAAAUGCAAGGCAUAGGGGAGAAGUACUCAACGUGGGAGCCCACCAAGAGGGAGCUGGAGCUGCUCCGCCACAACCCCAAGAGGAGGAGAAUCACCUCCAACUGUACUAUUGGCCUGCGAGGUCUGAUAAACCUGGGCAACACGUGCUUCAUGAACUGCAUCGUGCAGGCGCUGACGCACACGCCGCUGUUGCGCGACUUCUUCCUGUCCGACCGACACAAAUGCGAGAUGCAGAGCAACUCCUGUUUGGUGUGUGAGAUGUCUCAACUCUUCCAAGAGUUCUACUCAGGCCAUCGGUCGCCGCACAUCCCCUUCCGUCUCCUCCACCUGGUGUGGACCCACGCCCGUCACCUGGCCGGCUACGAGCAGCAGGACGCCCACGAGUUCCUUAUCGCAGCGCUGGACGUCCUGCACAGACACUGCAAAGACGACAACGGGAAGAAAGCCAACAACCCCAACCACUGUAACUGCAUCAUCGACCAAAUCUUCACAGGGGGCCUGCAGUCUGACGUCACCUGUCAAGUCUGCCAUGGCGUCUCGACAACCAUAGACCCGUUCUGGGACAUCAGCCUGGACCUGCCGGGCUCCUCCACUCCGUUCUGGCCCCUCAGCCCCGGAGGAGAUGGAUCAGCACUUAACGGAGAGAGUCACACCACUGGAGCCACAACACUCACGGACUGUCUGCGCAGGUUCACCAGGCCAGAGCACCUCGGCAGCAGCGCCAAGAUCAAGUGCAGCGGUUGCCAUAGUUACCAGGAGUCCACCAAGCAGCUGACCAUGAAGAAGCUGCCCAUCGUGGCCUGCUUUCACCUCAAGAGGUUCGAGCAUUCAGCCAAACUGCGGCGGAAGAUCACAACUUAUGUCUCCUUCCCGUUGGAGCUGGACAUGACGCCCUUCAUGGCCUCCAGUAAAGAAAGCAGGAUGAAUGGACAGUACCAGCAGACCGUGGACCCCUUCAACAAUGACAACAAGUAUAGUCUUUUUGCAGUGGUGAACCACCAGGGGACACUAGAGAGCGGCCACUACACCACCUUCAUCCGGCAGCACAAGGACCAGUGGUUCAAAUGUGACGACGCCAUCAUCACCAAGGCCAGCAUCAAGGACGUCCUGGACAGUGAAGGGUACCUUUUGUUUUACCACAAACAAUUCCUGGAGUACGAGUAGCUCCCUCCAUCGGCGCAGCCUGCGCAGGAGACGAGGCAUGACGCAAGGAUUAGUUGCAUGGAAAAAGGUAACGGGAGUGAUGAGAAGGGCAUGGAAACAGAAACACAAACCUACCUGAAUCACUCUAAAAGUCGCAACUCUCACUCUUAACAUGGAACCACCCUUACUACAUACUAAUCUAGUUCCACCGUACGACAUUCAAGAAAGAACUGUGUGCUGUGCAGGAUGGUGCAAAAGUGCAAGAACCAAACAAAAUGCAAGAAAUUUGGAUGACGGGAUAUUUCAUUUUUCACUUGAAUUCAGGGGAUGAAGAAGAACGAAAGCAGCUGUGAUUAUCUGCUGUAUGAAAGACUGCAGAAUCCGUCUGUACUUGAUUUCAGACAGUAGAGGUAUAGCGCCGUAUCCCUACUUUUUUUCUCUUUUUCAGAUAGACAGAAGGGCGGAAGGUUAUUUUAAACCUUAAUUUAUCUGUGGGACGGUUUACUUGAUCACAAAUGCUGUUCUUCACCAUGUUUCAUGCUCGCACAGCUGCAUUGAGUUGCGGAGUCGCGGCCUUCCACAACAGUUCGAGGCUCUGCUUUAGCGAAUCAUUUUCUUCAUUCGCUUUACUUAAAUCGGCAACUUCCUGGACACAAGCACACUUGUCUAACACACACACACUCUCUCUUCUCCAAAAUGACCAAAUAUUUCAAGGAUGGAAGUUGUCUUAUUAUGCAUUUUUGUUCCGAAUGCAAAAAAGUGGAGAAAAACAAAAUUAUGAAUAUUGUGUAUAGAGACAGUUAAUUCCAUUCAUUACUCGUCAGUUUGUAGUUGUCAGUCAGAUACUUUUUGUCUUUAACAAGGAAAGGAUCUGUUAUUUUCUGCCUCUCAUGCUGCUUCCAACAGUCACAGGGGGAAAUAAAUUACACAGUGAAUAUUAUAUUUUUAUACAUACUGUAAUUAAAUCGUUUGUUUACGGUUCUGCAUUCUCCCUAAACUCUCACGUUGUUCGUCUGUCUUACAUUGUGCCGUCAAUCAUGUUUUUUUUGUGCACAAAAAAAGUGCUGAUAAUGUUCAUGAAACUGCUGCUAUCGCAGCUUCAUUUUAUUUAAUUUUACUUGUUUAAUUUGACCACAAUUAGACACUUUUUGGGUUACAGAGGCAUAUUCUCCAUGUUCAAGUUACAUUGCUGUUUCAGGUAAAUGGCAAAAAAAAAGAAAUGAAACAAAGGAGUAUGUAUAACGGGGUCGGAAGCUUGAUCCUGCAGUGUUAACCGUCAGCCGCAUGUUGCUCUAAUUCGGUGUGUUUGUGUGUGUGUGUGUGUGUGUGUGUGUGCACGUGUAUGUGCGCACGUGUAUGUGCCCGAGAAAGGGUAUGAAAAAAGAAGCUCAGUAUAGGUGUGUGUAUAAAAUGUGUUAUUGCGCGUAAAGAGAGAAGAGAUAAAAGUGUGCGUGUUCCUGUUUGUAUGCACACGUGUGUCGUGCGUAUGUACCGUAUGUUCGUGUACUGAAUCAGUACUUGCAUUCAGCAUGCCGUCUGAGCUGGGUAUCGCAGUUUGAUGGGAUUUUUUUUCCACAUGUUGAUGAUGUAUGUAAAAGUAUAUAUGUACAGUUUGUAUGUAAGAGACAAAAUGGUGAAACCUCAAAUUUUUGUUCUUCUAUAUUGCUGGAUCCGGCCACGGGGAGGUCGUAAUCGGAAGAAACUUUUGUCUCGACCCGGUCAGUCAUUCCUCGCACACACAUGUAACUGCUGCAAGAACUGGACACAGUGAUGGAAAGACACUCAAAUAAAGAAUAUCUAUAUCUGUAAA
Molecule: messenger RNA, 3625 nt
Organism: Sebastes umbrosus (honeycomb rockfish)
Lineage: Eukaryota; Metazoa; Chordata; Actinopteri; Perciformes; Sebastidae
Gene: usp22
Product: ubiquitin specific peptidase 22
Exons: 13
Coding region: 316-1836 (506 amino acids)
Biological process (GO): protein deubiquitination
Molecular function (GO): zinc ion binding; cysteine-type deubiquitinase activity
Source: RefSeq, a predicted model, not a curated record